Cylindrotheca closterium is the source of this 2736-nucleotide messenger RNA. NCBI's taxonomy places the organism in Eukaryota, Bacillariophyta, Bacillariophyceae, Bacillariales, Bacillariaceae. The record is from the annotation of a GenBank genome assembly.
AUGAUGGAAGUGACAACUGGCAAUCCCAAUGAUGACGGUCCCAAUUACUCCUCAGGGCCUUCAGAAGGUGUUAUGAAAAUGAUAGCGCACAAGUUGCUACAAACAAAAACUGUUGCCGAUGUCCUUCCUGGCUUUUUUCAAGUCAUUCUGACUAGUGGCAAGAUGACAGGAAUGGCCUUUGUCGGUGCUUAUCUGGCCUUUCUGGGAAUAUGGUUCCCCAUUUACCUAUUUUCGAGGCUUGUGGGAGAAAUGGGAAUCUAUGCAUUGACAGCGGGAACCAUUUUCAUGGUGGGCCGGUCCAUCAUCAGAUUGUUGGCCUUUCCUGGAUCGACCAACCGAGUGUCCUCCGAAAUUGAGAAGGAAUUCUCCAAGUAUUCAGUGCGUAUGAUCAAUGCUUCUUCCAUCAGCAUUAUGGAUUUAGCCCAGGCAAUCGCGUCGGCUGGAAACACUCAAUCGGGAUCUCAGUCAUACGCGGCCUAUGAAAUCCCGGCCAUGUGGAAACGGGCCAAAUCCUACCGAGACAGAGUGUUGGCUGUGUACUUGGAAGUUUUGCAAUACAUCUAUUCAAGCGAUGAACCUUCCUCUCCUACCAUGUCGAAUACUACCAAGUAUGGAAACAACAAGCUGUCUGGUGAUAUUGGUGACUUGUCCGGACUUACGCUUGAAGCCAGAGCCGAUGGAAAGCGGCUUCUAGAACAUCUAUCUCGCGUCAUCUCAGAUAUGGACCGACUUGAAGAGCAAGCUGGGUCCAUGUUGGAACAGAGUUCUGGAAAGACCCAAAUGCCGUCUAGUUCGGUGCGAAUGAUUGCCAAUUCCUUAGUGGUCGUUGCGAACGAUUUGAAAGACUUUGCCGAGUCACUUGGUCCAUCAGCGUCAGGUGAAGGCGAUGCUAGUUCGCCUAAUGAAGGAGACGAGGCCAAUUUGUCGGUGGAUGCCGUUCGCCGGAGAUUCGAAGAACAAAAUACGUCCGUAAUGGAUUCGAUCACCUCCGGAGCUGCAUCCAUUCUAUCCAUGCUAGAUCCACCACCCCAUACUUCCAUAUUUGGUUUCGAUGUUCAACGGGGAUGUAUGUUGGCACGAUACAAGGGAGCAAAACAGAUGUGGGUCAAACGGCCUUCCGGUGGAAUGAUUGAUGUCGUUCACGUUCCAGCAACGACCCACUGCCAACCUUCGCAAAAGAACCCACAAGCCGUCAUGUAUUGCAAUCCAAAUGCAGGGUUGAUUGAAGUGGCUACUGGUAUGAGUCUAGCUGGGGGCAACGUAAUGCAGGAAGAGGAAGGCGUUGUCAAUGAUAACUGUUGGACUGACUUUUACACCGGCGCCGGCUAUGACGUCUAUCUAUUCAAUUACGCGGGAUUCGGGAGAAGUUUUGGGUCUGGAUAUUUCGGCGUCGGAAGACUAGGUGGGGAAGAAGCUUACGUUGAAGGAACCUAUGGUCGAAUCAAGAGAAUCAUCCACGGCACCUUCUUUGGAUUCCAGCCUACCCCUGCAACCUUGCGGACUGAUGGUCUUGCUCUUGGGACACAUUUGAUUUCUGAAUGUGGGGUGGAAUCCCUUGUCAUACAUGGCGAAAGUAUUGGUGGAGUUGCGGCAUCUGGAACCGCGAGACACCUUUCGCAAACCCCCUUUACUAAGGAUAAACUAUCCUUACUCAUUUGUGAUCGUACUUUCUGCAAUCUGGAAGCUGUGGCACAACGAUUGGUGGGUGGUUGGUCGGCCUUUGCCGUUCGCGGGCUCGCACCAUUUUGGUCCACUGAUGUUGCUGGCGACUUUCUUGCUGCAGACUGCCGAAAGGUAGUUGCAAAUGAUUCCGCAGAUGCCAUUAUUGCUGAUCCGUCAUCGCUAAAGGCUGGUAUUGCAUGGUGGAGAGAACUCUGCCGUGGAAAGGAGACGACAAAGGGAGUCGGUUGGAUAAUGGAUGCUCCAGUCCAAUACCGAAUGGCAGACUGGGAGAAUGUUGCUGUGAAUCAUUCUCGAUAUGUCCGAUCAGCGUUCACACGAGCAACUGCGCCUGUUUGGCCUUCUGAUAAACACAUUUCGCUAGAAGAGGCUUUUCACUUUGCUGCUUGUACCAAGAGGCUGGGAAAGAUUGCGUCAAUAGAAAAAAAGAGGCAGUCAAUGAUAAAUUUGGUGGAGCACGGAACAACAGAGUGCGUCGUGCCCAUCUUUCUCAUCUGGAAGGGACUAGCUUGCUGCGAUGGCUUAUGUGGUGCUGCUCUGGGGAUGACGGUGAAGGGUGGAUUCGACUGCACCGUCUCAUGGCUAUGUUCGCUUCUUACCUUUGGUGGGCAAACGGUUGUCGAAGGGAUGGAGCAUCGCCAACAACUCUCUUUUGGCGAAUCCAAUGCAACGAAACUCGGAAAGGUGCUGACAUCUGAUUUCGAUUGCCGUCCUCCUGGAUUCGAGAAACAGGAAUCAGAUUCCGUUGUACAUCCAAAACCAAUUCCAGAAGUCUUGGACGAUAUUAAGAAGAUCAUUGAGGACAAUGCAGGCGACGAGACUCUUGGACUAGUGGAAGAGGAGCUAUCAUUUAUUGUGGGGACGCUGGAAUACAUUGUGGCUCGUUUGUCAUCGCCAUCCGUCGUGGAACAAAGCUGCAAGAAUCGACACCUCGGAUUGGGCGAAGGAAUGAUUGGUGCGUUCAUGAACCUCCACUGCGGUCACAACAAUCCUUUUUCUGCCGGUGAGCGUAGCAGGCUAAGAGAUAUUUUGCUGCAAGCUAGUGGUCAGAAGUAG